This is a messenger RNA of Penicillium riverlandense, 1242 nucleotides long. RefSeq names its product glycerol-3-phosphate dehydrogenase family protein. The coding region runs from base 1 to 1242 and encodes 413 amino acids. Gene Ontology annotation, molecular function: NAD binding; glycerol-3-phosphate dehydrogenase [NAD(P)+] activity. Gene Ontology annotation, cellular component: nucleus; glycerol-3-phosphate dehydrogenase (FAD) complex; cytosol. Gene Ontology annotation, biological process: carbohydrate metabolic process; glycerol-3-phosphate catabolic process. Lineage: Eukaryota; Fungi; Ascomycota; Eurotiomycetes; Eurotiales; Aspergillaceae. The record is from RefSeq and is a predicted model, not a curated record. The transcript has 3 exons.
AUGGGAUCUCUUGGCCCGUAUCAGCGAAAGCACAAGGUGGCGGUGGUGGGCUCCGGCAACUGGGGCACCGCGAUCGCCAAGAUCGUCGCCGAAAACACGGCGGCCAACUCUGACAUCUUCCAGGAAAAGGUGGAAAUGUGGGUGUUUGAGGAGAACGUCGAGAUCCCCAAGACAUCCAAGCACUACGAUCCCGCUCAAACCUCCCCCCAGAAGUUGACCGAGGUGAUUAACCGAAUCCAUGAGAACGUCAAAUAUCUUCCAGGAAUUUCGUUGCCAGCCAACCUGCACGCCAACCCGUCGCUGGAGGAGACCGUCAAGGACAGCACCAUCCUGGUCUUCAACCUGCCGCACCAGUUUAUCAUCAAGACCUGUGAGCAGCUGAAGGGCAAGAUCCUGCCGUAUGCCCGUGGCAUCUCGUGCAUCAAGGGUGUUGAUGUCAACGAGGAAGGUAUCAACCUCUUCUCGGAGACGAUCGGCAAGACCCUUGGGAUCUAUUGCGGUGCGCUGUCCGGCGCGAACAUCGCGAACGAGGUAGCACAGGAGAAAUGGUCCGAGACGAGCGUGGCCUACGACCCGCCGCACAUGGACUCCAAGGCGCCCACCCCUCAGCGAACCCCGAAUGCCUCCCAGGUCGACCUCGUGCAUUUUGAACACAAGGACACCUCGGGCCAGUUCUCGCAGGUGAAGCUGCAGGCACUGCCGUCGGAGUACCCGCCCGUCGACCAUGCCGUGCUGAAGACGCUCUUCCACCGCCAUUACUUCCACGUGCGGGUUGUCAAUGACGUUGCUGGCGUGUCCAUCAGUGGCGCCCUGAAGAACAUCGUCGCUCUGGCUGCGGGUUGGGUGGAUGGCAUGGGCUGGGGCGACAAUGCCAAGGCCGCUGUUAUGCGGGUUGGACUGCUGGAGAUGGUGCGCUUUGGCGAGAAGUUCUUUGGCGCCACGAUAGACACCCGCACCUUCACCGAAGAGAGCGCGGGUGUCGCCGAUCUGAUCACCAGCUGCAGCGGUGGGCGAAAUUUCCGCUGUGCCAAGCUCAGCGUUGAGCGCAACCAGCCCAUCGAGGAGGUUGAGAAGUCUGAACUCAACGGCCAGAAGCUCCAGGGGACUUUGACUUCCGCGGAGGUCAACAAGUUCCUGACGAAGCAGGGCCUGGAGGACCAGUUCCCUCUGUUCACUGCUGUUAACCAAAUCCUGGAAGGCAAGAUGUCGGUCGCAGACAUUCCUUCGCACAUCGAGCGGUAA